AUGAACAACAUUGAGCCAGCGGACAAUCCUGCAGUUGCCCUUCCUUUUACAAAUAGACAGAAGUCGGACACUCCAGCACCAAAAACACUUCCAGCUGCUCACCACCUAUCGCCAAGGACUCGAAAUGAGGUUGUUGCCUUUCUCGGGGAAUUUGUCGGUACAUUCUUAUUCCUCUUCUUCGCCUUUGCCGGCACUCAAGUUGCGAACAUGGUCUCCGUGUUAAAUCUCAACAUGAAACCAGAUAUAUCCAUCCUGCUCUACAUCUCGCUGUCGUUUGGCUUCAGUUUGACGGUCAAUGUCUGGGUUUUCUUCCGCAUCAGCGGUGGCCUGUUCAAUCCAGCGGUCAGCUUGGGUUUGGCUUUGAUCGGUGCGAUCGGUUUCCUUAGAAUGACCGUUGCCAUUAUCGCGCAGAUUCUGGGGGCUAUCGCUGCUGCUGCCCUCGUUUCUGGCUUGUUUCCCGGACCCCUACUUGUCCGGACAACGUUAAGUGUCGCGCCGAAAACCUCAGUAGUGCGUGGCUUAUUUAUCGAGAUGUUUUGCACCGCGCUCUUGAUAUUCACCAUAUUCAUGCUAGCCGCAGAGAAGCACAAAGGCACAUUUCUCGCCCCUGUUGGAAUCGGACUGUGUCUCUUCGUCUGUGAAUUGGCCGCUGUCCUCUUCACCGGUGGAUCGCUCAAUCCAGCGCGUUCCUUUGGACCAGAUGUUGUAGUGGGCAAAUUCGCAAGCACACACUGGAUCUAUUGGCUUGGGCCGUUCCUUGGAGCCGUCGUCUCCGUCCUCUUUUAUAGAUUCAUCAAAAUGCUCGAGUACGAGACAGCAAACCCCGGAGCCGAUGCGACACGUCCCAACUCGCCAAAUAGGGGACUUCCAUCAAGACGCGGAGUCAACGGUAGAGAAGAUGCCGGGGAGCGUGUGUAA
This is a messenger RNA of Verruconis gallopava, 918 nucleotides long. RefSeq lists its product as uncharacterized. Gene Ontology annotation, molecular function: water channel activity. The record is from RefSeq and is a predicted model, not a curated record. Lineage: Eukaryota; Fungi; Ascomycota; Dothideomycetes; Venturiales; Sympoventuriaceae. Bases 1 to 918 code for a protein of 305 amino acids. Gene Ontology annotation, biological process: transmembrane transport. Gene Ontology annotation, cellular component: plasma membrane. The transcript is spliced from 3 exons.